GCUCCACCAGCGGGGGGACGGCGGUGUUUCUCUCGCUUCCUGAUUCCUCAACGAGAGUCGCUGUGACAUCUAGAAGACGGAGCGAUCAGUAGUGAACACAGAUCCUCUCUGGACCCGCUGAAUCCACAAACCUGCUUGUUUGCUGUCAAAUCCGGUUCCUGGACGGACGCAGAUUCAUUAAACAGAGCUCCGGACCCGCUGGUUCCUCCCGAGUCCUGAUCCUCUGCAUCCGACCAUGGGCACAGACAUACACUGACUCUGACUGACACCAGUUAUGGGAACCCAACAGACUUGGUUCCCCAGGGCACACUGCCAGGACAGCAAAUCUUCUGAUCCAGACCAGGAGAGGGAGAAGCUUUGGGCUGAGCUGUUUGAUCAGCUGGACCUCAACAAAGAUGGACAUGUCGAUAUCCUUGAACUGCGGACAGGGCUGGCAGGCCGAGGGAUUUCCAAAGGCUCCCUGGAGAGGCUCGUGAAGGCUGGGGACACCAACCAGGAUGGAGUACUGGACUUUGAAGAGUUCACGCAGUAUCUUCGCACCCAUGAAAAAGAGCUCAAAAUCAUGUUUCGUAACCUGGACAGGAACAAUGACGGUCACAUAGAUGCAGGGGAGAUCCAGCACUCUCUGCACUCUAUUGGUGUGAACAUUAGCCUUCAGGAUGCCACCAGGAUUUUGCAAAGAAUGGACAAAGACGGUACCAUGACCAUUGACUGGAACGAGUGGCGAGAUUAUUUCCUGUUUAACCCUCUCAGUAACAUGGAGGACGUAGCACGCUACUGGAAACAUUCAAUGAUGUUGGAUAUAGGUGAGCAACUGACCAUCCCAGAUGAAUUUUCUGAAGAGGAGAAGAAGUCUGGUUAUGUGUGGCGGCAGCUCAUGGCUGGAGCCAUUGCUGGGUCUGUAUCUCGGACUGGAACUGCCCCCUUAGACCGCCUCAAAGUCUUCCGACAGGUUCACGGUUCCACUGAUUUUACAGGGAAUGUGCGGAGCACUUUUCAGUACAUGGUGAAAGAAGGAGGAUUGCGGUCGUUGUGGAGAGGAAAUGGAAUCAAUGUUCUUAAAAUUGCCCCAGAAACUGCAAUCAAAUUCACAGCUUAUGAACAGAUCAAGAAUGUGAUGCGUGGCGGUAAUGAGAGUAGAAAUCUGAGGGUUACUGAGAGGUUUCUUGCCGGCUGUUUGGCUGGUGCCAUAGCUCAGACAGCCAUCUACCCAAUGGAGGUGCUCAAGACCCGUCUCACACUAAGGAAAACGGGCCAAUACUCAGGAAUAGCAGACUGUGCAAAACAGAUCAUACAGAGAGAGGGUGUCACAGCCUUCUACAAGGGCUAUUUACCCAACAUGCUGAGUAUUGUGCCUUACGCUGGCAUCGACCUGGCUGUCUACGAGACUCUGAAGUUUGCCUGGCUGAACAGGAACAGAGGUUUGGCUGACCCAGGGGUUAUGGUACUGGUCGGCUGCGGUGCUGUUUCCAGCACCUGUGGACAGCUGGCAAGUUACCCGCUGGCACUGAUCCGCACCCGGAUGCAGGCACAAGCUUCAGUGAAGGGAUCCCCUAAACUCUCCAUGUCGACGUUACUCUACAACAUCAUGACCCAGGAGGGGGUGGCUGGACUUUAUCGAGGAAUUUCCCCUAACCUGCUGAAAGUCAUCCCUGCUGUCAGUGUGUCCUACGUCGUCUACGAAUACACGAGGAUAGUCCUGGGAGUGGACAUUGAGGGUGAUGUAUAGAGAAGAUAAAGGAUUGAUAGGAGGACUGAUCCAAUUGACCCUGAAGUCGCUGCACACAGGUGGAGUUACAGAGUCAGGACUUUGAUUGACUCAUCUUAAACCAAUGUUACAAAUACUAAUGUAGAGAAAUAAUUACCAAACAACAGCAGAAAACUACUGAACUGAAGCACAACAGAGGACUUUAUAUUUUACAGGAGUGAAACUGACACAGCCAUAUCAAGCAAGUAGGACCCUUGAUAACCUCUCAUGUAAAAUUCUUAUGUUUUAUAAGUCUUCCUGUUCAGAGAGGUGUGUUUGUGUCUUUUUUUCUAAUGUUUGAAACACACUACUGGGUCCAGUGCCACAUAGUAUUUUCAUAAACUGUAUGUAUAUACACUAUGGUAAAGGGUUUGUCUGUAUCAUGAAACAAUAACAAAUGCUAUUUAAUGCCAAUGAACAUUUUUAAUGUGUCAGUAUUUAUUAUAGAAUAUGCUAAUAAACCCAUGCAUUGGGCUGCUUUUGUUAAAAAAA
This is a messenger RNA of Morone saxatilis (striped sea-bass), 2239 nucleotides long. It is a transcript of the gene slc25a23a, whose product is annotated as solute carrier family 25 member 23a. Gene Ontology annotation, biological process: transmembrane transport. The record is from RefSeq and is a predicted model, not a curated record. NCBI's taxonomy places the organism in Eukaryota, Metazoa, Chordata, Actinopteri, Moronidae. Gene Ontology annotation, molecular function: calcium ion binding; ATP transmembrane transporter activity. The transcript has 12 exons. Bases 275 to 1729 code for a protein of 484 amino acids.